AUGCGGCAAGGGAAGAGUCGACCCUCCUUGAGAACACCAACAGAAGCUGAGCUUCUCCACCCACCCUCCCCACUCACCCCACUCACCCCACCCACCCCACUCACCCCACCCACCCCACUCACCCCACUCACCCCACUCACCCCACUCACCCCACUCACCCCACUCCCUCCACUCACCCCACUCACCCCACUCACCCCACUCACCACAUUCACCCCACUCACCCGACUCACCCACUCACCCAACUCACCCACUCACCCCACUCACCUCACUCACCCAUUCAACCCACUCACCCCACUCAACCGACUCACCCACUCACCCCACUCAUCCCACUCACCCCACUCACCCCACUCACCCACUCACUCCACUCCCUCUACUCACCCCACCUAUCCCACUCACCCCACUCCCUCCACUCACCCCACUCACCCCACUCACCACAUUCACCCCACUCACCCCACUCAUCCCACUCACCCCACUCAUCCCACUCACCCCACUCAUCCCACUCACCCCACUCAUCCCACUCACCCCACUCAUCCCACUCAUCCCACUCAUCCCACUCAUCCCACUCACCCCACUCACCACUCACCCCACUCGCCAGCACACCAGUAG
Closterium sp. Naga37s-1 is the source of this 606-nucleotide messenger RNA. The record is from the annotation of a GenBank genome assembly. Lineage: Eukaryota; Viridiplantae; Streptophyta; Zygnematophyceae; Desmidiales; Closteriaceae.